Molecule: messenger RNA, 928 nt
Organism: Chaetura pelagica (chimney swift)
Lineage: Eukaryota; Metazoa; Chordata; Aves; Apodiformes; Apodidae
Gene: MEST
Product: mesoderm specific transcript
Exons: 11
Molecular function (GO): catalytic activity
Source: RefSeq, a predicted model, not a curated record
CUACCUCCACAUCCCACCCCCCAGGCUCUCCCCUGCUCUCCUCUCCUGGAGGUCCUCUGGGGGCUACUUCACCUACAGGAACCAGAAGAUCUUCUACAGAGACUCGCCCGGCGCCGUCGGCAGCUCCGACGUCGUUGUCCUCCUCCAUGGCUUCCCAACCUCCAGCUACGACUGGUGCAAGAUCUGGGAAGGGCUGACCCAGCGGUUCCACCGGGUGGUUGCUCUGGAUUUUGUAGGAUUUGGUUUCAGUGACAAACCUAGGCCCCACCAUUACUCCAUCUUUGAGCAAGCCAGCAUCGUGGAGGGGCUGGUGCGUCACCUCGGCCUCCAGCACCAGAGGAUCAACCUCCUGUCCCACGACUAUGGGGAUACAGUUGCCCAGGAGCUGCUGCACAGGUAUGAGCACAACAGAACUGGAAGCAUCUUGAUCAACAGCCUGUGUUUGUCCAACGGAGGGAUCUUCCCCGAAACCCACUAUCCCCGCCUCAUCCAGAAGAUCCUGAAGGAUGGGGGGUUGCUGUCCCCCAUCAUCACGCGGCUGAUGAACUUCUUUUUCUUCUCCAGAGGGCUGGGAGCAGUCUUUGGGCCCUACACACAGCCCUCACAGGCCGAGUACUGGGACAUGUGGACAGCGGUGAGGACCAACGACGGCAACCUCGUCGUUGACAGCAUUUUGCAGUACAUCAACCAGAGGAAGAAGCACCGAGACCGCUGGGUUGGGGCUUUGGUGUCCACCUCUGUCCCACUGCAUCUCAUCUACGGGCCCCUGGACCCUGUGAAUCCACACCCUGAGUUUCUGCAGCUUUACAGGAAGGUGCUUCCCAUGUCCACAGUGUCUGUGCUGGAUGACCACAUCAGCCACUACCCACAGCUGGAGGAUCCCACAGGCUUCCUGAAUGCCUACCUGAACUUCAUCAACUCCUUCUGA